Endocarpon pusillum Z07020 is the source of this 957-nucleotide messenger RNA. RefSeq names its product Pre-mRNA-splicing factor syf2. The transcript has a single exon. Bases 1 to 957 code for a protein of 318 amino acids. The record is from RefSeq and is a predicted model, not a curated record. Lineage: Eukaryota; Fungi; Ascomycota; Eurotiomycetes; Verrucariales; Verrucariaceae. Gene Ontology annotation, cellular component: Prp19 complex; catalytic step 2 spliceosome; post-mRNA release spliceosomal complex.
AUGCCAGCCACCUUGGAAAGCAAGAACAUGGUUGAGGAAAUAUCUGAGAUACCUGCGGUAGCGUCAGCUAAAGCUACGGAACAAGAAGAACAGCAAGACAGUGAAAUCAUUCCCAAAAAUGGCACACGAGAUCGCAUCAGAGAUCCGUCCAAAUCUUCCCCACCCGCAAUAGCUGCACCUCCAUCCACUUCUCAAACCGACCGUAUGGCGCGCUUCAAGGCUCUUCAGUCCCGCGCAUCCGCUUCACAGAAGUCGAAUUUGGCGGAAGCCCGCGCUGAAGCUUCUCGUUCAUCGGUCGACCCAUCUCUCCUCGCCAAUCUUUCCCGUAAAGCCGCUGUAGCUUCGCAUAAUCUCUUGAAGGCAGAUACAGAAGAAGAAGGUGGACUUGGUGCUUUCGAACGAAAGCGAGCUUGGGAUUACACAGUAGAGGAGUCUGAGCGGUGGGAUGAGAGGAUGGAGAAGAAGGCGCGUCAGAGGGAUAAUGUUGCCUUCCAGGACUACAGCAGCGAAGCGGCCAAAAUGUAUGAGAGGCAAAUCAAGAACCUAGAAAAUAUGGAGUUGAAAGGAGGGAUCAGGAACCGGGAGGAGUACGAAGCUUCGAAGGCAGCGUUGAUCGAGAAGGCAGCUCAAAGUGGUGGGCUGGAUAUUGUGGAGAUGGAGGAUGGAGAGCUGGUUGCCGUUGACAAGGACGGAACUUUUUAUUCCACAUCAGACACAGUCGAAUUUGUAGAGAAUCGACCGAAGAGGGAGAAUGUGGACAGGCUGGUCAAGGAUAUGCAGAAGGCGGAGGACGCGAGGCUCAAAAGGAGGAGGGACCGACUCGGUGCUGAUACCAAUGAUGGAGACAUCACAUAUAUCAACGAUAAGAACAAGCAAUUCAACCAGAAGCUGGCUAGAUUCUACGAUAGGUACACUGGGGAUAUCCGAGAAAGCUUCGAGAGAGGAACUGCAAUAUGA